This is a messenger RNA of Solea senegalensis (Senegalese sole), 954 nucleotides long. Its product is annotated as putative nuclease HARBI1. The record is from RefSeq and is a predicted model, not a curated record. Lineage: Eukaryota; Metazoa; Chordata; Actinopteri; Pleuronectiformes; Soleidae.
AUGAGGGAAACUCUGAGUUAUCCGUUGCAGAAAGAGAGAAAGCAGUUGGAUUGCCCAUUCAUUAGAAAUCCAAUCGACAUCAAAGCCGUAUUGAUUAGAAAUGCAUUACGUCAUGAGAGAAUCUUCCGACCCAGAUUAGACGUUUUAUCAUUUCCCGAGGAUUUUCUUUUCGAACGCUACCGCUUUUCAUCCAACAGUAUCAUUUAUCUCAAUAACCUUCUCCGGCCAUAUAUCACUAACCUCACACACCGCAGACAAGCACUCACAUCAGAGCAAAUUUUAUGCAUAGCGCUACGUAUGUUUGGAAACGGCAGUUUUCUUUAUAACAUCGGGGAUGCAGAGCAUUACGGAAUGGCAACAGUGUGUAGAGCUGUGAGGAAGGUAACCCUCGCACUUGGGGUAAGUAGCUUAAUUAGCUGUCAUUUUGCUGGCCUUCCAAAUGUGAUAGGAUGCAUAGAUGGGACACAAAAGAUCAUAUGUGAUGCAGCUUCUCUUAUUACAAAUGUAGAAGCUAAGUGGCCUGGCUCAGUUCAUGAUUCCCGGAUCUACCGGGAGUGUAGUCUGAGCAACAGAUUUGCACGUGGAGAUUUUGAUGGCUACCUGCUGGGGGAUCGAGGCUAUCCAUGCCAGCCCUCUCUGUUGACCCCUUACCCUGACCCUGAGCCGGCGCCCCAACAACGUUUUAAUGUGGCCCACUGCAGGACGAGAGCCCGGGUUGAGAUGACCAUAGGCAUACUCAAAUCCCAGUUCCAGUGCCUACGUAAGCUCAGGGUCACCCCAGAGAGGGCAUGUGACAUCAUUGUGGCAUGUGUUGUUCUCCAUAAUAUUGCAAUUAUUAGAGGAGAGCAACACCCUGCCGUACAAAUCAACGACGCUGAGGAUGACCAUCCCAUCCCUGCAGAUGUUCAGGAUGGAAGGGCUGUAAGAGACCUCAUCGCCCGAAACCACUUUUGA